Messenger RNA from Pocillopora meandrina, 3897 nucleotides. The record is from the annotation of a GenBank genome assembly. NCBI's taxonomy places the organism in Eukaryota, Metazoa, Cnidaria, Anthozoa, Scleractinia, Pocilloporidae.
AUGUCGAAGUCAGUGAAGAAACUUGUCGAGGAGACAAAGGAUCAAGGUUAUACAGAGCUAGAUCUCUGUGACAAAAGCUUGUCUACGAUUGCAGAUAUUCCAGGACUGAGUAAGUGUUUUGCGAAGUCUUCGAAACAGAUACUUGUACAUCAACAAUGAUGUUCAGUGAUCGUCAUCGAAGGGUUUUUUUUUCAGCUGUGCUUUCCCUGACUUUGAGUUCCGAGUUAUCGUUUAUUUAUCACUCGUUUUCUUAUUUUACAGCCCAGCUGAGGCAUUUGGUACGCCUUACUUUGAGUCAUAACAGAAUAACAUGUGAGUUUUAUUUUAGAUCAAUGAGAAUCUAAUCUUUUCUGUUCAAAAGGGUGUGAAGUAGGGAAAUUCUGGACAUUCUUUAGUAGGGUUAGGGCCACAUCCUGUCACAAAUGUUUCGUAAAGAGAGGGAGAUAAUUGUCAUUUGUAAAAAGAGAAAUACUUUUCGCAGUGGUCCGUCAAGUCAUUCAGUUAGGCCAACAAUUGCUGUAGUCUGUAAAUUCAGGAUAAUGAUGAAUGUUUUGACGAUUAUUUGAAAAUCGUGCAUAGUUAUACUGUCCGAUAUGCAAAUACCCAUCAUAGAGAAAACUUUGUUGUGUCACCGUCUAAAAAAAAACUAAUUCGCUCUUUAUAAGUUGGAAAUUGUUUUAAUGGUAAACCACACCAUGAUAUGUUCUUGUCAUUCAAAACGCCAAGAAAAGGAAAUUUUUUACUAAUCAAUCAGUUCUGCUGGAAACCUCAAUAUAAAAUUGCGAAAUUUUUCUGAAGGUGCUUGUAAGAAGUAUAGUUUGUAGUACUCUAUGGUGUUGUGACCGACUGUGAAAGUGACAGCAGAGUCUCUAACUUUAGCGAGAAACUUGUGCUUUCUGAUAAAUUCUUUGAAAUAUUAUUGCAUGUAUUUCUUGUCAUUUCAAUUUAGCUCUCCCAGAAUCCAUUGGUUCACUUGAAAACCUGGAGUUCUUGAAUGUGUUUAAUAAUCAUAUUGAGGUAUGUCAUUUACAAAUAGUGUUCACCAGUUAUAAGUGCCCAGUAUUGCACUGGUUUGAUUGCAGGUUUUUGGGAAAUGUGCUAAAAAAUCUUAUAAAAAAGCUUUCAACUUCUCAUGUGCAUCUUUUUCAGGAGCUGCCCAUGUCAUUAGGCUCCUUGAAGAAACUAAGACACUUCAAUGCAGCGUAAGUAUUUUGGAUUACAAAUGUGUACCAACUAAGCAACUGAGAAGGCUGACAGCUGGAAUGUAAUUGGCUCUCAAUCAUGAUAUGUAGACUUUUCUAUGCUCAGCUCAUAUGUCAUGACCAGCAAUGUCCAUUCAUCCAUCCACACUAGCUUAGUACAAUAACUGAGGUGAAAAAAAGGGAGAAAAGUCCUACUUAAGAAAAGCACUCGAAAGAAGAUAAUUAUAAACUUUCUAUAAAUUAAAGUGUACAUGUCUGUGAUUCUUGUGAACUUUGCUAAGCUGACCAGCUGUUCUAUAUCUUUUUGCCUGAUUGUAAUGUGUUAGGCAUUUGCGGGACAAUUGAAACGUAAUGAAGAAACAUUAUUUUUACUUUUGUAACAGCCAUCUCUUUCCCUUAAUAAACCUCUUAGAUCAGCCCUUGACCAGCAACUGAUUUUAGUGGUCACAAACAAUUAAAUCUCUCUUUCCCUUCUUUGCAGGAUUAGUUAGUUGUCUACACUGAGAUUUUUCAUAACUUAAGAUAAUUUGGUUUAUCAAAGGUGUUGAUAAUGUAACUCAGCCAUUGUAGAGAGUUUGUAUGCUGAUGUUUUGAGCUGACUUAGGGCUAAUGCGUGAUUGAUCAGCCUUAAAAAACUCUCUGUAGUGGCCAGUUUACACUAUCAACUCAGAUGACAAGACCAAUUAUCUUAUAAAACAAACAACUGGUGUAGCACUACAUUUUUUUUAUAAAAUUACCCCUAUGUUCAUUUAUCAUGAAUCAGUUAAUGAUUGUAUUUUUCAGGGUAAAUCGACUAAGUUCCCUGCCCAGAGGCUUGGGAACAGCAUCUGGAUUGGAAAUCUUGGAUUUAACAUAUAAUAACCUCAAUGAGAAGUCACUACCAGGAAACUUCUCUGUUAUGAGUAAGUUUUACAAAUAUCACCAAAGGAAAGGCAGAAAAUCAAUGCUACCAAACUCCUUGCAAACUUGUCUGGUUUUCUUGCAAGUAUAUGAAGAUUCCCUCAUUUUUAGAUAUAAUAGAUAAAAUCUUUUGCAGCUUUAUUUUCAUUUACUAUUUUUAAAAGUUAUGUUCUAGGUUGCUAGUACCAUGCUGUAAAAUAAGGGUUGAAUUGAAGGCAUUUAAAUGAAUCUAAUGAAAGUACACCUCAUUUUCAGAACAGCUUAGAGGCCUCUACCUGGGAGACAAUGACUUUGAAACUUUGCCACCAGAAAUAGGAGAGCUCAGAAACCUUCAAGUGGUAACUGCUGAAAUUAAGAUUAUAUCAAGAUUUAACAAAGGUCUUAAAUUUUAAUACUCAUAGCCAAGGACUAAAUAGUUAUAGUCUUUAGUGUGAAUAAAAAUUCAAAACAAUUUCUUGAUACCAAAGGUAAAAUGUUUAUAAUAUAUAAUGUUUUUUACUGUUGCAGCUUGUGUUGAGAGACAAUGAUCUGAUUGAACUACCAAAAGAGCUGGGGAAAUUGAGUAGACUGAAGGAACUUCAUCUUCAGAACAACAGACUCACUACUCUACCUCCAGAACUAGGUAAUGUGUACAGUGUUCAAAAUUCUAGAGUUCCCCGCUUCCAAAAGGGGCAAAAGAUUAGUUGCAAUCAAGUGGACCAUUGUGGACAGUUAACAUUCUGACUGACAGACCACACCCAACAUGCAAUCCUAAUUUUCUUCUUCCUAUGCACAAUACUUGACAACAGUUACUCCAAUUUUUAAAAUGUUCUCCUGAAAUGAUUGAAUUUGAAGGUGAGCUAGACAUGGGUAACCCACGGCAUGUAUUCAAACCAGAAGGGAAUUCAUGGAUACAGCAGCUUGAAGAUCAAAUUGUUCUGGGACCAUCACAUGUGUUUGUGUACAUCAAAACUGAUGGAUACAAGAGGUUUGUUGCAGAAGACAUUCUUUUCCUCAAAUCAUUAAUCCUUUACCGCCCCUCUUCUCACAAUGAAUGAUCUUUACUUCUUUCCCUGCAUUUAGUUUGUACGAGCGUCAUGUUACUUCUGGUAAUGCUCCACCACCAAAGAGGGAGAAGGAAAAGACUCUAAAGCGAAGCAGAAGAAAAUGAUUUCCCUGGGGUGAUAGCUUUCUUAUCACAGCACUUUAUUCAAAUUUGAGGUAGAGGAAAAUGCUAAUAUGAUACUAAGUACCAUUUGUCUAGAUUAGGUUUACUAAUAUAUGUCCUAGGUCAUAUCUCACGGAAAUGUUUAUUUCAAAAAUGCAAGAAAUACAAAGUGACCAUUUAGAGUGAACAUACAUUUAUAUUAGAGAUUUUUUAAAAAUGCUCAUCCAUAUAAGGCAAAGAGUUCCUGGCUAGCUUUGAGGAAAUAAGUAAUUGAGUAUUCUAUUUUUAUACAAUUUUGUAAAUAAAUAUGUGCCCACAAAUAGGGCAAAGUAUCUUCCGGUACCUGUAUUUGCCAACUGUAGAUACAAAUAUGUGCCAUUUACAGUUAAUCUUAUACUGCUGAUGUAAACACAACCAUAAUUAAAUCAUCCGAACCAAUAAAUUUAAAGUUUUUUUCAGCUUCAUGGUUUUUAAAAUGAACCAAUGAAAAUUCAAGUACUUUAACUUAAUGUAAUACAAUGUUAAUUUCAGAAAAGUUCCUUGGGUGUCUUUCAGCAUGUACCUCUGAAGUUGGUAUGACUGGUCUAAAUGUCAACUUUAAUUUUGCUAAAAUGAACCAUUGUUUGAAUUAAUUAUAGCAUUAUUAUC